Messenger RNA from Austrofundulus limnaeus, 2576 nucleotides. It is a transcript of the gene fermt3b, whose product is annotated as FERM domain containing kindlin 3b. Lineage: Eukaryota; Metazoa; Chordata; Actinopteri; Cyprinodontiformes; Rivulidae. Gene Ontology annotation, cellular component: cell-substrate junction. The record is from RefSeq and is a predicted model, not a curated record. The coding region runs from base 179 to 2110 and encodes 643 amino acids. Gene Ontology annotation, molecular function: integrin binding. Gene Ontology annotation, biological process: cell-matrix adhesion; platelet aggregation; integrin activation. The transcript is spliced from 15 exons.
CAGCAAAGGGAGGCCCUGCAACAUAGAUCACAACCUGAGAGGUGAAACUGCUGCACGUUCUCACAGAAAGAGCAGGGGAACCUUUUGGAGACAUCUGACAGAGCCACAGAAGUCCUGCUGUUUCCAUUUCUCCAACCACUGGACUGAUUCUCAGAUCUUGGAUAGAGGAGACUGACGCAUGGCGGUGUGGGAUCUGUCAGUCACGGUGGAGGACCUGGGGCUCGAUGCCCCCCCUGUCACCAUCAGUGUAACCUCGGACCUUCAUAUUGGAGGAGUUAUUCUCAAACUGGUAGAAAAAACACAGAUCAAGCGUGAUUGGUCAGACCAUGCACUGUGGUGGGACCAGAAGCAGAUCUGGCUGCUGCGAACAGCCUGGACUCUGGAGAAAUAUGGGAUCCACGCUGACGCCCGGCUGGUUUUCAUCCCUCAGCACAAACCCCUGAGGCUGGGUCUGCCCAAUGGGACCACGGUGAGGCUGAAGGCCUGCUUCUCCAACCCCGUCUUCCAGACCGUGAUGGGCAUCUGCAGGAUCCUUAACAUCCGUCACCCUGAGGAGCUCUCCCUCCUUCGCCCCGUGGAGGAGAAGAAGAAGAAAAAGGAUAAAGAUUUGAUGGAGGAGAUCUACGACCUGACCGAGGUGCCCCUUUCCUCGGUGUCCCAGCCCUGCAUUUACAACGGCAUGCCGGCUCACUUUGCUGACUCAGACAAAAUGGAGGCCAUCUACAAGAUGCUGUCCUUAGCUCAGCCUCCUCCCGCCCCCGAGGUCAUCGCCAAACAGUAUCGCCCAGCCAGCGUGGUGGACAAGGCUCACAUCAACGGCAGGUGGUUGGACUCUUCACGUUGUCUCAUGCAACAGGGCAUCCAAGAAAACGACCGACUCUGGCUUCGUUUCAAGUAUUAUUCCUUCUAUGAGCUAGAUCCCAAGUAUGAUAUGGUGCGUCUGACCCAGAUUUAUGAGCAGGCCCGCUGGGCCAUCCUGCUGGAGGACAUCGACUGCACAGAGGAGGAGAUGAUGCUGUUUGGAGCUCUGCAGUACCACAUCAGUAAGGUGUCGCAGUCAGAGCCCCAGUCUCUGAGCGCCAGCGCCGCCAUGGAUGACCUGGACUCUGCCCUGCAGUCUCUGGAGGUCAAGAUGGAAGGAGAGAGCAGCUCCGCGACCGAGCUACUGGAACAUAUGACUGCUCCAGAGCUUAACGAAUACCUGAAGUUAUUCAGGCCUAAGAGACUCACUCUGAAGGGAUACAAGCAGUAUUGGUUCAAGUUUCAGGACACCUCCAUCUCUUAUUUUAAGAGCAAAGAGGAGAGCAUCGGGGAGCCCAUUCAACAGAUUAACCUGAAAGGAUGUGAGGUAGCUCCAGACGUCAACGUGGCAGCUCAGAAGUUCCUCAUCAGGCUGCUGAUACCAGCACCUGAAGGCAUGAACGAGGUCUACCUGCGCUGUGAAAAGGAGCAGCAGUACGCUCAGUGGAUGGCUGCAUGCCGGCUGGCCUCCAAAGGCAAGAGUCUCGCAGACAGCAGCUUCCAGAGCGAGGUCCAGAGCAUCCGCUCAUUCCUGAAAAUGCAGAAGACCAACUCCGGAUCCAAUGCAGCCGCCAACGACGAAAGCAUCAACACUCACAGUCUGGUGUCACCACGCUACCAUAAAAAGUACAAGCCCAAACAGCUGACCCCUCGAAUCCUGGACGCGUACCAGAACGUGGCUCAGCUUUCAAUGACGGACGCACUGAUGCGUUUCCUGCAGAUCUGGCAGGCCCUGCCCGAUUUUGGACUCUCAUACGUUGUUGUCAGGUUUAAAGGCAGUCGAAAAGACGAGGUACUGGGCAUAGCCCCCAACCGGCUGAUCCGGAUCGACCUGGGAGUGGGUGACGUGGUGAAGACCUGGCGCUACAACAACAUGAAGCAGUGGAACGUCAACUGGGACAUACGACAGGUGGCCAUAGAGUUCGAAGGGAACGUGAACAUUGCCUUUAGCUGUGUGACUGCAGACUGUAAAAUUGUUCACGAGUUUAUCGGAGGCUACAUUUUCAUGUCGACACGCAGCCGUGAGAAGAGCGACACAAUCAAUGAAGAGCUCUUCCAUAAGCUGACCGGAGGCCAUGAAGCUCUCUGAGACUGAAACACACAUUAUUCUUUCUUUUUCUUUUUUUUUCCUUCAAAGAUCCACUCAUGACAGAAGACCUCCAUCCGGGCAGCCAGAAUAAACCGUAACAGUAAAGAUUAAAAUCUAAUACUCUGUUUGUUGCAGAUAUGUUCCUUGUCAGUUUAUGAUUUUCUCACCAAGCAAAGUUUAUUAUAAGCUACAUCAAUGAAUGCCACGUUAACACAUUCUCAUGUUGAUUCCCUUCCUGAAGGACUUCUGCUGAGCGAAACUGUGGAUCAGCAGGGCUCAGCAGUCAAACUUAUAGGACUACCAAAUAAUCACAGCAAGACACUUUUUGUUUGUAAUUAGCUUUGCUUUGUCCCUACUGGCAGACUCGUUGCCAAAACGACAAACUGAAGAAGCUACAGUAUAUUAUCACAGAUGAAAAAAUUAAAGUGUAAAACUGAUAAUAAAAAUUAAACACACCAAUUCAAAA